Molecule: messenger RNA, 546 nt
Organism: Didymodactylos carnosus
Lineage: Eukaryota; Metazoa; Rotifera; Eurotatoria; Philodinida; Philodinidae
Source: the annotation of a GenBank genome assembly
AUGAAACAAUUCACUGACUUAGCUUCAACUAAACUUCUGAAAUAUGUUAAAGAAACUUUAGACACGGCAGAUCAUUUAUUACCAUUUGAUUUUAAAGACCUGUCAUUUGAAAAUUAUAGCAAGAAACUGAAAACAAAAAUGUGGGAUCGAACUUAUCCAGAACAACGUUAUCAACUCACAUAUGACAAGGCUAAUUUAUGGCGGAGAACAAUAUUGAUAAUGUAUUGUUCACAAUUUUUUGACAAUAGUAAAAAAACAUUUCGUGAUCGUUUUCUUGAAUUAACAGAGGAAUUUGCUCAACAAUUGCCUCCGAUUAAAGAGCGUACACUUAAACUAGCUGAUACUAACGCAUUGCAUCUUAAUACACAUUCUGUUGAUGAUCAACUACGGAAAAAUUUAACUUCUAAUUUUCUAAAAAUUGUUAAUAAAACGUCAAAUGACUUAGCCCAACAUUUAUACCAAAAAUAUAUAUAUGAAAUGGAAGUGGUAUUAAAUAAAAUUUGUCCUGAAGAAAAUAAUUUAUUUCGUACUAAAAAAUUACAUUAG